Molecule: messenger RNA, 8348 nt
Organism: Aplysia californica (California sea hare)
Lineage: Eukaryota; Metazoa; Mollusca; Gastropoda; Aplysiida; Aplysiidae
Product: girdin
Biological process (GO): cytoplasmic microtubule organization; cytoskeleton-dependent intracellular transport
Cellular component (GO): cytoplasm; centrosome
Molecular function (GO): microtubule binding; dynein light intermediate chain binding
Source: RefSeq, a predicted model, not a curated record
GACAUUCAAAGCAAAUGAUGGGCACCCCUUGGAGUAUAGAGAUCUUUAUGAUGGAGUAUUUCUCAAUGAUGUUAUGCAACAAAUAUCUGAGCUUUGCCGAGAUACGCAAGGCCCUCCUCCUGAUCCUGGGCUGCGCCGUGCAGUGUGAGCAGAAGGAGGCGUUCAUCGACAGGAUCAUGGCCAUGGACAUCGGAGCUCAGACUGAGAUCGUGGAGAACAUCAAGGAGGUGACAGAUGACUACGAGACCAUUUUGCCCACGCAGCGUCCCGAGUCGCCCACCAGCUCCGGCGUGUACCUGGAGAAGACGUUCCACCAUCUACACAGGCUCAUCAAGGAGAGGGACCAGUGCGCAGAGAAUGCAUCAUUGUUGCAAGAAGCCAGAACAACCAGAUCUUUGAAAGAUGAACUAGACAUACUCAAAGAAAAGUCUUCAAAAGUGGACAUGUACGAAAAGGAAAUUCUAAAGUACAAAGAGAGACUGAAUGAAUUGGAGUUUUACAAAGCUCGCACAGAGGAGCUGAAGGAAGACAAUUCUAUCCUUGAGGAAACCAAAGCAAUGCUGGAAGAUCAGCUGACUAACAGUCGAAAGAGGAUAGAGACAGUUGUGGAGCUGGAAACAGAAUUGGGGAAAUAUCGGCAGCAGAUAGAAGAGUACACAAGGGAGCGCAACUCUGAUCGAGAAAAGAUUGAUUAUUUAACAAGUGAGAAUGCCAGGCUGGAGUUUGAGAAAAAGUCCAGCAUGAAUGAGAGUGCUAGUUUAGAGACGGAACUAUCUGCUGCACGGUCACGGAUUGGAAAUAUGGGCGGCUCAUUAUCUGAGCAACUUUCUGAGACGUCACAUGCACGAGUCUUGCGGCUAGAACUGGAGAAUCAGCGCCUGUCUGCCAAAUUAGCAGAGAUGAAGGAGUCUGCCCUCAUACAGAGUGCAGAAAUCAGUCUAGAGCUGGAGAAAGAGAACCAGAGGCUAGCCAAGAGAGUUGAGAAACUCCAGUCGAGUGCAUGUGAAGCAUCUGAGCAAGUCAUUCAGAUGGAGAGUGAUUUCGCUUCUGUAAAAGAGGAGAAAGAGAGACUAACAAAUGCUCUUGAUGCUGUGAAGGAAAAUUCUGAGCGACAAGUGCGGGAACUGGAGAGAGAGAACGAGCAGCUGUCUCAGGCCUUGGACAACAUCCGAGAGCGGAGUGAGAAGACCAGCGACGUCAGGGUGAAGGAUUUGGAGCGAGAGAACAAACGCUUGCACGAGGUGGUGUCCGAUAAAAAUUCGGCCCUGAACAAACUGGAGUUUGAGACAAGACAGCUGCAGAGGAUGCAACAUCAGCUUCAGGGGAACACUGAGAGGGUCAAGGAGGUGGAACAAGAGAACCAAAGCCUGGAGAAGGAGAAUUCGGAGCUGCAUCAGAAGGUGGCAACAUUGCAGCACAGUGCGGAGAGACUGGAGGCCGUGGAGCAGGAGAACUCUGACAUGGGUGUGGAGAACCGCAAGCUUCAGAAGACGGUGGAGUCGUUACAGGCGUCCACACAGAGGAGGGAGCAGUUAGAGCAGGAGCACAUCUCUCUCAGUGUGGAGCAUCAGAGGCUGCAGAGAACCAUUGAGUCCCUCAGGGGUGAAUCUGAUCGAGCACUGGAGCUGGAGACAGAAAAGGCGGAAGUGGAACAGGAGCUGCAGCAGCUGCGCAAACAGCUGGAAGGUCAGAAGGUGCAGAAGCUCAAGCAGGAGCAGAUGGAGUUUGAGAUUAUUGACAUGAGCAACGAAAAUCAGCGUCUACAGAAGAGUCUGGAAGUGACCACGCGCAGGCUGCAGCAGCUGGAGAAGGACAACAACGACAUAGAGAUGGAGAGCGAGCGGCUCAGCAAGGAGCUGGACACCAUGAAGGUGGCGGUCAAGAGACUGGAUGGUCGGGACAAGGAGGCCUCGCAGAUGGAGGUGGAGAUGCAGAGACUGCAGAAAGACAAGGCUGGCGUGGAGAAGGAGAACAGGAAACUGAAGCAGACUGCGGAGCUGAAAGAUUCGUCACUGGAGGAAAUCAACGCCAAGUUUGUGUCUCUGGACCGGGAGAGCAAGUCCCUGCGACAGUCGGUGGACAAGAUGAAGGAGACCUGUGCCAAAGUGAGGGAAAUGGAGAAGGAGAACAAAGAACUGCUGCAGGAGCUGAACACAGACAGGAGGACUCUGGCCACGCUACGAGAGGACUUGGUCAAUGAGAAGAUCCACUCCCAAGAGCUGAGUAAUGAGCUGGACCAGUUGAGAGGGGAGCUAGAGAAGGUGGGCAUCAACACACAGAAGCUGACCAUGGCUGAGCAGACCAAUGAUGCCAACCGCUACAAAGCCUUGGAGUCGAUGAUCGAAGAGACGCUGCAGAAGAGCAACGAGCUGAAAGAAGAAAAAAUCCGCAGUCUGGAGAGCCGGCUGGAAGAGUCCAAGAACCGCAACACCAAGCUGCAGGAGUCCCUGAGAGGGGCGCGGCAGGAGUGCGAGGUGCUCAAACAGAGAUGUGAGGAGGAGGAGAUUGCCGGGAGGGCUGCAGCUUCUGCGGGCACACAGAGAGUCAGACUGCUGGGCUCAAAUUCAUCAAACUCUGCCAAAGAGGUUUUUGAAAUGAAGGACCAUCUAGUGGAAUUGGAAAGAAAUAAUGCCACAUUGCUGGCGGAAAAUGACAAUCUGAGAAGCAACAAUGGUCAGCUCAGCAACCAGUGCCAGAAGCUGGAGGGACAAUUGUCCAGCCUGCAGUCCCAGAGCGCCACGCUACAAGGCCAGUACACCAGCCUGAAGGAACAGAAUGCCAAACUGCAGGUGGAGUACAGCACGCUGCAGUCCCAGACCACCUCCAGCCUCUCCCUCCAGGACUCGCUCAAACACCAGCUCAGCCGGCUCGAGUCGGACCACGAGAAUCUGGGCCACAAGCACGAGGACCUGCUGGUCACCCACCGGUCACUCUUGACGGACCACGAGUCGCUGCAGCACCUGCACAACCAGCUGACCUCGGAGUACGAGGCACUGGUCUCGGAGCACGGCUCCCUCAAGUCCUUGCACAAGUCACUCAAGGGAGAGCUCAGGGAUGCUCAGGAUCAGCUGGACACUUUCCUGCAGGGCAAGGACGACGUGAACAAACUGCGAGACCUUCUAGAGCACGAGCGAGAACAGCUGAAACGGGAACUGCUCUCCGUGGGCAACCUGCAGGCAGACUACAGCCGUCUCCAUGAUGACCACAAACAAAUGCAGGCAGCUUACGACAAGCUCAGUCAAGAUUACAGUGACAUGCUGGGCUCACACAAACAGGUGAAGACUGACUACAACACGCUGCAGCUCAAGUCCACAGAGCAACAAGGGGACCUGAACGAGGCGAAGGAGAACCUGUCUGUGGCCGAGGUGGAGUUCCAGAAGCUGGAGAACAAGAUGGAUGCUGUGUAUCAGAUCAACGAACGACUGGAGAAUGAGAACCAAGCGUUGCUCCUGCAGAUUCAGCAGUUGUUGAACCAGAACCAAGAGCUGCUGACACAGGCACUCAACAGCAAAGAUCACUUUGCUGAGGAAGAGAAAGCAUAUCUGGAAAAACUUUCUGACCUACGCAGACAGAAAGAAAGGCUGGAAGAGAAGAUAAUGGAUCACUAUAAGAACAGGAUAUCACCAAAGAAGAAAGGAUUUGGAGCUCUUCUUGCCCGCAAGGCUCGAGGCAUCAUCUCAAGGACCCCGAAGCGCAGCAAAAGUCGGAACAACCUGUCGGAGCUGAAUGAUAACUCUUCUCAAGGUUCGGGGUCAACUGAACAGACCAACGACGCCCACAGACUAGAUAAACAACGGCAAAGCAGCUCAGGCCCUUACGCUGACGCCAGUCCCAAACUGGCCAAUCAGAAUAAAUCUCUGGCCAAAUCAUACACCGCUCUCCAUUCUCCUGUCUUUGAUAAUGAGAAAUCCGAGCUGCGAGGUGCUAAGUCUACAGAAGAUGUCCGAGACGGAGGCACGGGUGACACAGGUUUGCUCCCAGGCCUGGGUCGCCCGUACACCAUGGAUCAGGUGGAAGGCGGUAACGGAGGACGAUCGACCACUCCAGGGUUAGGCCGGAGAACCCCAGGGCGGUCGUCUCCUGGCAGCGAGAUGUUGACCUUGGACCAGUUCCUAAAGGAAGCCAACAAGUCGCCACGGAACAACGCCAACAACAGUAAUGAAAACAGUAGUAACGCUCAGGACGAGAUGGUACCUCAGAAUGCGGUACAGAGACGCCGCUCUAACGACAGUGAGUCCCGCAGCAGCGACAACUCUAACACCAGCGCCAACAAGCAGCUGCAGUACAGGCAUCAGCAGCAUCAGCAACAACGCCACCCAAGUGCUUCGACGAGCUCCAGCAGCCUGACUCAGCAGUUCCGACCAGACAUUCCCGAUGUGGCGUCCUCAUCUCACAACUCGCUAGCCUCGGCACUCGACCCCAAUUCAUCUCGACUGUCUCGUAAUUCUUCCGGUACCAUCCACGAUAGUUUUGGUUCUUCAGGUAUGUUGCCAGGAGACAUAUACACAUCGACUCCAAAAGCUGAGCAGGAUGUUUCCGCCUCGUCUCUGACUUUACAGUCCCACUUUAAUGGUAGUCCUACAACUCCAGUUACCAGACGCCGGGAUCCGUCUGCUGAUCGUCCUCUGUCUCAGAAACGAUUGUCAGGCGAAGACUGGAGAAAUUCCGCCCACGACUAUUCCAGCACAAAUCGACUGGGUCAGUUUGGGCAGCCAUCAUCCAGUUCACCACGAACUCCUCGGUCAUCCUCUUCUGCUUCGUCUCAGUCGUAUCAGCAGUCUCAGCCACCCCUGGGCCACACACACCCACACAAACAGAUGAGCAAUCCACAAUCAUCAUUUAGCGUAAACAGCAGCAAUAACAACAGCAGUAGUGGCAGCAGCAGCAUCAACAGUAGCAAGAGGAGUAGUAGAGAGUUGCCCCCUGCACCCACCGAGCCCCCUCCUCCGAUUCCAGCCACCGAGCGUCUUGACCGACUGACCAUGCUAUCAUCAGGUGACCCGAUGCCACCAUCUCACUACGCCUCGCCAAAUGAUCUCCCCAUCAACAAUAAUAACAGCGAUCAUUCUGGGCAUCACCCAUGGGGUUCUCAGUACCGAGACCCCCGAAAGUCUGAGAGCCCCAGGGCUACUGAGAGUGACUUUGGUCGUGGUGGGGACAUGUCAGCAGAGAUACAGAGGAGAAAAUCUCAGGGCGCUGCCGACAAACCACAGGGCCUCCCAAAUCAGUUCCAGCCUCCAAUACCCAGGUCUCAGCCUGGAGUAGCCUCUGGUAACGACGGCCCACAACGGAUCAUGGACAGCAGCGUGGUCAGCGGGCAUAACCCACGUAGACCGCCAGCCAAUACAAUGACCUUUCAGAACAAUCCUCAAGCCCGCGCUAGACCUGCCAGUGUUAUGGGUUCAUCUCCACAUGUCAGAGGGGUCAUUUCACGACCCCCAGGGGAGGGCAGACCUCGCUCACAGCUCGGCGGACCUACUGGGCCCCCUCUGAGACGACAGAGUGCUGGUAGAGACGACAAGGGGAAUCUUCAUGGGGAUCAGAAUUCAAACAACAGCAAUAACCACCAGUACAGCCGGCCCCACACAGAGAGGCCAAAGUCUGUCCCUCCGCAGCUGUUUAACAAGUCGAAUGACCCUGGAGGCAGUAGUGGCGUAGGUUAUCCACCGAGAGACAUGCCCGUGCCACCUCCGAGACGUGGCAGGGACCAACUGAUGCGGGAUGAACGAGGAUCUCGCGACGACCCGGAUGGAGGGGAUUUCCGAGAUAUCCCUCCACAACAGCAGCAGCAGAUGCCGUCAGUAUCUUUGAUAAGAGAACCGAGUCGGCCAGGGUCAAGGCCAAGCGUUCAGUCGAUGAUUCGUGAUCAGGAGGGACAAAUGCGUCCCCAGCAACACUCCCCAGGGUCUCAGCAGAUGCCAGGUCGCAACCCUUCUCUAGGCGGUGCCCGUCAAAACAGCACUGGGAGUUUGCCGUCCCCUCUUCAAGAUCCUCGCACUCCGAGACAACAUGAGUCCAACAACCCCAGUAGCUCGCGGCCCAACACGAUGGGUCAAAACUCUUCAAGACCCGACUCUUUGCCUUUAACUUCUCAUCGAGAAGUCGGCCAGUUAAGCCACUCAGCGAAUUCAAACCAUCAGUCAGGAUAUGGGACAGUUGGAGGCAGAGCUCAGCAGGACUCGUACAUGACCCGUUCUCAGUCCAGUUUAGGUCGUCCAGUAAGCAGCGCUCCCUCUGUGCCUCAGGGAGUCCCCUAUGGAAGAAGCAACACCCCAGGCCCUCAGCCAGUGCGGCGAGAGCCUCCUCGGAACACACUACCCCCCAGAGAUGUCAAAGAUGGGUCGAGGCCGCUUAGGGACUUCUCGGGAUCUGGCUACCAGCCCACCUCUAAUGCAAGUGGACCUGGGUUCGAUCCAGGUCAUGAUGCUCAUAGGGCAUCGGGACAAUUCCGUGGAGGUAGCGAGCCUAGAGAUAUGCCAGCUGGGCCUUCAAGGGGCGGUGUUGCUGCUACUCAUGGGUACCCCCCACCUGCCCAUCAGGACCACCGAGGUGUUGACCCAAAGAGCAACUACCACAACCCUCCUCUCGCCCCCGCUCACCACCAUCAGAGUCAUUCCCAGGGUCCUCCAUCCCACCGGGGCAGCGUGGGUGGCAGUAGCGCUGUUGGUUCCUCCAGGGUAGACGGCAUCUCUAACGGGCCAGUUCAGCCGCAGUACGGCAACUCCAACCUCCCCCCUCCUCCACCAAACUCGUCUCAACAGCAGCAGCAUCAGCAAAACACCAACAGCAUUCCACCUCAGAUUCGGUCACAGGGGAAGCCCGUGUUGAACUCUCCUUCUUAUGGCCCUCCUCCGCUGUCGAGCAGUAACAAGGGGUCACAACAACACCCGUCCCAGAUGAGAGGAGAGCUUGGGGAUCUGUGUUCCCCUGACCAAGGUCCCAGCAUUCCACAGUCAUUGCCUAGCCCCGGGCCGAUGAAGUCCCCUGGCGGUCAGAACCCACCGCCUCCAGCGGAUAACAGGGAUGCAGGGGACGGCACACAGCCCAAGCACUCCAACUCUAUUUGGCGACCCCGGUGGUCUUGAGCUACUUGGCAUGCGGGAACCAAGCAUGUGAAUACUGUUGUUGAUUUUGUUUUCUGUACUUUAGGCCACGCUCUACCAACUAAGAACCACCUACACUUACUUCUUUCUUUCCAUUCAGCAUGACCAUUUCGUUAACGUUGUUGUGCCUUGAGCAUUCGUACCCCUAUUUGUUUGUUAAUAUUGUACUAUUUAUUUUUUCCUAAACCCCAGUUUGUUUUUUUCCUUGUGUUUGUGUUAUGCUGUAGUAAAUUAGGCUCAAGCUGUUUGUAAGCAAUGUAAUGCACUGUUCCCCUACCUCUUCUAAUUCUGUAUAUUGUUAGGGCAAGGGUAAAACCAUGCAGCUUCUUUUAAAAACUUAUUAUUAUUAUUUUUCAUGUUUCUGAUUGAGUUGCUUGGUUUUCAACUUGCUUUGACAAUAUGGCUUGUAUAUGCUCAUGCCCAUGGCUUUUGACAUCUCACACAAUUUGCUAAUGUGGUGUCAACAAGACAACAAUGGUUUUAUCCGGCAUUUUGUGUAUUCGGUGUGUUCAGUUCCACCUGAAAUAUUAUUUUCCAGAACUUGCCUCUUGCUCGAGUUUGAUUUUACAUUAUUUUCGUGUGCUACUAGCAUGUUUUCUUAUCCAUUGCACUCUUUUUAAUAGCACCCUCCCCCCCAUCUUUGUUUACUCAAUCCUCACCUCAGUAUGCUCUAAUUGUUCUUCAAGUGUGGUCAAUCUGUGACUCUAAAGCUCAGUGUGGCUGCCUGUCAAGCCUUUCCUCAAUUCCUCUUUUUUUCUUGGCCUUGUUAUUGGAUUAUUUUUUUUAAUGUUUCCACUGCCACCCUUCCCCCUCCCCCCCCUACCCAUCCGCCCCUUUUUUUUUCCAGUUGACAUUUCUAAGCUUUCGGCAAUCAACUUCCAGUGAUUGUUUCUGGCUUCCUUCCCUCUAGCAUUUCCAUGUUCAGCAUUUUUACCGCCUAGCCUUUUGGUAUUUCAAUUUCCUUCACCCAGUUGCUUUUUUUUAUUUAUUUAUUUUUUUAAUUAAUAAAUUUAGCUAUACCAAUUGAUUUUGAACCUAUCGUUCGGAUAUAUAAACUUGCCUUUCCUUGCACUCUUUCACAGUAAGAAAAUAUUGGAGGGUAGUCCUAAUUAAUUGUGAAUGGGUCCUAAUUAAUUGUGGACUGCAUUGUGUUAGAUAUUUUAAGGUUUUAUUUUUGUUUUUCACCUUAUUAUAUCAUUCAGUAUAUAAAUCAUGGCCUCAGUGUUGAAAGUUUCAUUAACAUAA